AUGAAUGUAAAAAAGUUUAGCCCAACAACUGGUCAAGAAAAUUUUUCACCAACAAAUCAAAAUAAAGUUCAUGAUAAUUCUAGUAUGUUUGAAUCUUCAAGUUCUUCUGUUACAACAACUAAAAGUGAUAUUUGUGGUUACUGUUUAAAUAAAGGAAAAGAUCAUAAUAUGAAAGAUUGUAUAAAAAAAGCUACCACUGAUUCGUUAGAUUUAAAAGUUUUAGAAAAAACAAGAACAUUAUCAACUGAAACAAUGGAAGUUUCAUUAGAAAAUUUAGAUGAAACAGAAAUAGUUAUGAAAAGAGAUAGAUUAAUUCGAUCAUUUAUUAUAGAAAUUGCAGAUGGAAAUAUUAUAGGUGUUAAGAAAUUAAUUAAAGAUUAUCGUAUUAAGAUAGAUGAUCAUUGUCCUCAAGAUAUACCAAUACUUUUUUAUGCCAUCAAAUAUGAUCGUACAUCAAUAUUAGAAUAUAUGUUAUCAAAAAAUGUUGAUAUUUAUCAAAGUACUCCUAAACAAAGAAAUAUACUACAUUUUACUAUAAGAUAUAACAAAAUAAAAUGUUUCAAAGUAAUUUGUCGUUAUAUACUAGAAAUUAUACAAAAAUGUAGAAAAAAAAGUAGAUUUUUUAGUUUAGUUUCUAAAAAAGGAAAAAACAAUGCAAUGUUUAAAUUAAUUAAUCUUGUCAAACAAAAAGAUUCUGAUGGAAAUACACCAUUACAUUUGGCUUGCCGUCUUACAAAUUCAGAUAUUCUUCAAAAAUUAUUAACAAUAUAUUUUAAAAUUUUUAAAGAUCCAUCUGAAUUGGUAGAUAUUUUUCAGGAAAAAAAUUGUGAAAAUGAAACUAUCCUCCAUGUAGCAGCAUCAUUUCGUAGUGCUGAAGUUAUAUUUAUAUUAUUUGAAAAACUUGGAAAUAUUUAUUCUUCCUCAGCUUUUGAAAAAACAGAUACAACAAUUAAAAGAUUAAAAGAAUCACUUAUUCAAAUGAUUUCAUGGAAUAAUAUAAUUGGAGAAAAUUUAUUAUUUAUCUUGUGUAAAAGUACAUGUAUUUGUAUUAAAAAUGUUGAAGAAAGUAAGAAAAAUAAUAAGUCAACAUGUAUAUUAAAAAAUAAAAAUUAUGAGGGAUCAUUUUAUAUUGAGGAUAAAGAACAUUGUGAAAAUUGUUUUAUUUCUAUAGCUACAUUUAUGAAAAUAAUAUUUAAAUAUCGUUCAGAGGUUUUUCAUACUUUUGAUAAUCAGGGAAGACACCCAAUAUCAGCUGCUGCAAUUUAUGGAAAUUUAUUAUUAUUAAAACAACUUGUAGAAUUAAUUAAAUUAGACCCAAAUACAGUUGAUAAAUAUAAUAGAACACCACUACAUCAUGCCUCUUCACGUGGAUUUAUUUCUAUGGUUAAAUAUUUAACUGAAAAAUGUAAAGUAAACAUGUUUAUUAAAGAUGACCAUGGUGUUACUGCAUUACAUUAUGCUACAAUUAAAGAUUAUUGUGAUAUUAUUGAAAUUCUUUUGAUUGCUAAUCGCAGAUGUGAUAUUAAAAAUUCAUAUGGUCAUACCUCUUUGAUGUGGGCUGUAAUAAAUGGAUGUUUAAAAGCAUUAGAAAAGAUUAUAUUACUAGAUCCAACACAUUGUAGAAAUGAAUUUGACUAUGAUGGAUUUAAUGCUGUUCAUUUGGCAGUAAAAUUUGGGCAAGUUAAAGCAUUAAAAAUGCUUCUUGAAAAUGGAUGGGAUAUAUUUACAAAAACAUUACAUGGAUUAAAUAUUAUUCAAGUAGCAAUAAAAGCAAAUAGUGUAAAUAUGUUAGAAAUAUUAUUAAAUGAUUAUAUACCUAUAGAAGAGUGUGAUGACUUUGGAAAUACACUUCUUCAUACAGCAGCAUCAAAUAAAAAAUAUUUACCAAUUUUGGAGUAUGUAUUAAAAAGAAGAGAUAUAAAAUCUAAAUUAUUAAAUUAUGUUAAUAAAGAUGGUCAAACUCCAAUAAAUUAUGCAGCCUCCCUUGGAUGUACAGGAGCAUUUAAGCUUCUAUUAAAUAAUGAUGCAAAUGUAAAUAUUCAAGAUAAUAAUGGUUAUAAUGCUUUUAUGAGAGCAGCAAAAAAUAAUAUGUGGAGUGUAUUAACUUUAGUAUUUGAUUGUAAAAUUGAUUAUAAUGCUGUAAAUGAGGUGGAAAAAAAGACAUUAUUAGAUUAUGUUCUUGAAACAUCCAAUUAUCCUGUAGCUAUGUUUUUACGUCAACAAAAUAGUAAAACAAUAGAAGAAUUGGAGAGAUAA
Molecule: messenger RNA, 2256 nt
Organism: Strongyloides ratti
Lineage: Eukaryota; Metazoa; Nematoda; Chromadorea; Rhabditida; Strongyloididae
Product: Inversin
Exons: 2
Coding region: 1-2256 (751 amino acids)
Molecular function (GO): protein binding
Source: RefSeq, a predicted model, not a curated record